This is a messenger RNA of Telopea speciosissima, 1420 nucleotides long. RefSeq names its product probable BOI-related E3 ubiquitin-protein ligase 3. The record is from RefSeq and is a predicted model, not a curated record. Gene Ontology annotation, molecular function: ubiquitin-protein transferase activity. Lineage: Eukaryota; Viridiplantae; Streptophyta; Magnoliopsida; Proteales; Proteaceae. Gene Ontology annotation, biological process: regulation of programmed cell death.
AAAUCUCUCCAUCUCUCUCUCCUUCUUUUACUCAUCCUUUUAAAGACUUUCCCUCUCUGUCUCUCCAAAAAAAACAAACUCUCUUCUUUCUCUCUCUUAACACCAAACCCUAAAUAAACCCCAUUCGCCCCUCACCACCUCUAUUGCAUGUUCGUUUCAUCUUUCCCUCUCUCCUUCUCGCCCUCUCUUUAUAUCUUCUGUCUCUGUUUCCGUUUCCUUCUCCAACCAAAACUGAUAAUACAGAGCAUACAAAGAGAGAAAGAAAUCCAUUUUCAUGGCCGUUGAAGCCCGCUAUCUCAAUCUCUUUCCUUCCCAACUAAUCGGGAACAGAGAACUGAUGAACGCCAUUGGAAAUAACACUAAUAUCUACAAUACCCAGAUGGGUUUGGGUGCUCUUCCGUUCUCUACAACCACAACAACAGCAGAAAUGCUUCUUCCUUUCUACAACUCCUCUGUUAUGGUUGAUCCAGUUCCUGCAACAACCACCACCCUGAAAGCAGAUAGUGGUCUCACUUACAACAAUCUCCCCAUCUCUGUCUCUAGAAAACGUUCUAGAGAUUCAUAUGAUCGCCUUACCCUGUACACCAAAAGACACCACAACAACAACAACAACAACAACAAUCGGAGUAGUUGCAACAGUGUUGCUCCUCUGUCUUUCCUCGGUGAAGACAUUACAUUUCAGAUCCAACAGCAACAAUUAGAGAUUGACCGCUUCGUUGCCCAACAUACAGAGAAGGUUCGGAUAGAACUUGCAGAGCGAAGGAAACGACAUUCGAGAAGAUUAAUGGUGGCUCUUGAAGAAAGGAUUUCGAAGAGAUUGAAAGCCAAAGAAGAAGAGAUCGAGAACAUUGGGAAACUGAAUUGGGUUCUCGAAGAAAGAGUGAAGAGUCUGUGUUUAGAGAAUCAGAUAUGGAGAGAUUUGGCACAAACAAACGAAGCCACAGCCAACGCGCUUCGCAGCCACCUCGAACAGGUGAUAGCGCAGGCUAAGGACGACUGCCAACGUGGCGCACGAGAGGACGAGGCAGCAGCAGCAGUGGCUGACGACGCUGCAUCGUGCUGUGGGAGCAGUGGUUACGGUGCGGAAGACGAGGAAGUUGGCAGCCUGCGCACGUUAGUAGAUACCGCUGGAGGAGAGAGAAGCAAUUGUGGUGGUGGCCGGAGUAAGAAAAACGGUGGUGGUGGUGAGAUGAGUGGGAACAGAUGGUGUAGGAAUUGUGGGAAGGAGGAGUCGUGCGUGUUGUUGCUACCGUGUAGGCAUCUUUGUCUCUGCACCUUCUGUGGGUCCACCCUCCACACCUGCCCCAUAUGUAAAUCCAACAAAAACGCCAGUGUGCAUGUUAACAUGUCCUCUUCAUGAGAUACAAAGAAAUUGUCAAAAAUAGAAAAAAAAAAAAAACAAAAUUUAGAAACCCCAAAA